This is a messenger RNA of Exophiala mesophila, 438 nucleotides long. RefSeq lists its product as uncharacterized. Bases 1 to 438 code for a protein of 145 amino acids. NCBI's taxonomy places the organism in Eukaryota, Fungi, Ascomycota, Eurotiomycetes, Chaetothyriales, Herpotrichiellaceae. Gene Ontology annotation, cellular component: cytosol. The record is from RefSeq and is a predicted model, not a curated record. The transcript has 2 exons. Gene Ontology annotation, molecular function: deaminase activity.
AUGUCUCACCUUCAGUAUUACUCCUACAAGGGGGAGGGGGAGGAGAGAAUGAAGAAUUUCGGGUAUAAUCAAGCGGUCAGAGUAGGCGAUCGGAUUGAGUGCUCUGGGCAAGGUGGAUGGGACCCGGAGACAGGAGAAUUCUACCAAGACCUUGACGAACAAAUCGACCAAGCAUUCAAAAACGUGGACAUAAAUCUUCGGGAUGCUGGAGGCCAAGGAUGGUCUCAGGUGUAUAAAGUCAGCUCAUUUCACGUCCCUCUUGGUAUGGAAGCAGCAGGUGCAAUGAUUCGUAAUUUUGCAAAAUGGAUGCCCAACCACAAACCAAUCUGGACAGCUAUAGGGGUCGCAGGCCUAGGCGGAACGACUGAGAUGAAGGUUGAGAUUGAAGUAAUUGCCCAUGAUGAACAAGGGGCCAAGGCGGCGAAGCGAGGCCAGUAA